AUGCCCGCAAAGCGCAAAGCGCCAACGGCCGCCUCCGCCGACCCGCCACGCCCGCGCGCCUCAAAGCUCGCCAAGGAGCACAACAUCUCGGCGCAAGAAGAGCGCGAGAUCCGCGAGGCCUUCUCCCUCUUCGCGGAGCCGAUGCGCGGUUACGGCAAGGAGGGCGUCAUCCCGACGUCGGACGUGCGGUCGGCGCUCGUGGCGCUGGGGAUCCCGCCGGCCUCGCGCGCCGAGCAGGCCGAGUUCGUCGAGAUCCUGGACCCGGAGGGCGAGGGGUUCGUCGGGUACGAGCCCUUCUUCGCCAUCUGCGCGCUCAAGUACCACCAGCGGGAGACCAGCGGGGCCGGCGGCGAGGAGAGGAGACGGGAGGUCGAGGAGGCGUUCCGGCUGUUCACCGGCGUGGGGAGCUCGAGCGGAGGGCGGGACGUGAUUUCGCUGGCGGAUUUGAAGAGGGUUGCUGGCGUGCUGAGGGAGGACGUCAAGGAUGAGGUGUUGAGGGACAUGAUUCUCGAGGCCAACUGCGGCGCGGGGGUUGGGAGGGGCGUGAGGAGAGAGGAGUUUGAGGAGGUGAUGCGCCGGGCUGGGGUCUGGCGGUGA
Messenger RNA from Colletotrichum chrysophilum, 597 nucleotides. RefSeq lists its product as uncharacterized. The transcript has 2 exons. The record is from RefSeq and is a predicted model, not a curated record. Bases 1 to 597 code for a protein of 198 amino acids. Lineage: Eukaryota; Fungi; Ascomycota; Sordariomycetes; Glomerellales; Glomerellaceae.